UGUUAAGUCGUACAUGUAUUCCUUAUACGAAACAAUUUCAAUAAGCGGACUUAUAUAGGAUUAAAAAUCACUACACCUCCGGGACGUCUCGGCGUUUUGUGCCGUCCUCAGUGGAAGAAAAUUAUCUUAUUUAAUUCAAUCUUAACCCCUAGAGGUCACGCUUAUAUCAAAAUACACUGUGUGCUAAAAGACCAACCAAAAGUUUUCGAUUACAGAAAUAGAGUUUUAGUUGAUUAGUUUCUCAGUAUGACACUCCGUGAAGAGAAUUAACCGACUGCUACAAAACUGUGAGGCGGACAUUAUAUUCUACUGACCAACGAGUGUCAUCAGUGAGGCAGAUAAAUACAAUAUUGACCUAAUCCAGUUUAAAAUCGGGAAUUUGGAUCCUUUGUUCUUAUUUAUCUAGAAAUUAUAUUGACCUAUUCGAGUUUGAUAUCGAGAAGAAAACUAUAUUGACCAAAUCGAAUUGGAUGUCCGGACGCUGGGCUGUAUUUUAUGCUGGAGUAUAAAGGCGAGAGGUUAUAAAUAGGAAACUCAGACCAAGAAUAUGAGAGUGAUAAUGGCGCUGGUGAUACUCUCACUUUUAAGUGGAUCAGGUUUUGGAAGAACAGUGGAUUUAUCUAUGGAGUCCAAUUUCCCGGAAUCAAGCCUGUUGUUAGAACAAAACAUAGAACCGGAAAAACCGUCAACACAUGAGCUAUUGACAAUUCUGAAGAUUAUUAAUGGUGGUGCCGUGCAACUGCAACAGAAAACGACGAACCGGAUUACCAAUGACGUCAUUUUAGAACCAAUGAAGACCAAUCAGAUUUCGAAACGUCAUAAUUUUGUCAGAAACCGGCGACCAAUGGCAGAUUGUCUUAGUAACUGUAUACGAAGAGUACAAAGAGUCAUAGCCUGUAAAAAUCUGUGUUUCUGAACAUCUCAAUAUGAUCAUGUGACGACCUAAAAAUCUAUGUUUCUGAACAUCGCACCUCUAUCUCAAUAUAAUCACGUGACGACCUAAAUAUCUGUGUUUCUGAACAUUAAAUCUGUAUCUAAAUGUAAUUAUUGACGACCUACUGUGAUGGGGAAUGAUGUCUACAAUAAACAAUAUAAUUAUAUUACAAAUGAAUUAUUAGCCUCUGUCUGCUGUCUGUUCAAAGAUCAACCAAGCAAAUACUGCGUAAUCCAACAGAAUUUAGGAAACAAGACGUCGAAUUACACCAUUUAAAGAACAUGGAAAAGGACAAAUGGAUUUUAGGAUAAGGAUUUCCAGUCAACGGAUUACAGAUUACAAAGGUGUUGGAUUCGGCAGGUGUGCUUGUCAUUGAAAGACUGUAAUCAUCUGUGACGUAAGACUUUCAUCAUCAGUGACUUUAUAAGAAUCAGUGACGUAAUAAGAAUAUCAUCUGUGACAUGGAAAAAAUGCCAUCAUCAGUGACGUGAUAGGACUGUCAUCCUCAGUGACGUAAUAAGAAUAUAGUAAUCAAUGACGUUGUUGUACCACGAACUGUGAACCCAAAUUACGUCAUGGAAUUAUGUUGCGUAUCUUGUUUAUUUUCUGCUGUUAAAUUUUGCUCACACAUAAAUCUUGAAAAAGCAACAUAACAGUUGCCCGAUUUUGAUUUUUUAAUGUUUUUAUUUUAUUCAAGUCGCAUUGUAAUAAUAUUGAACUGAGAAAUUAAGAUAUUUUGCCAAAAUAAAAUACGGUAUUUGC
This is a messenger RNA of Ostrea edulis (European flat oyster), 1696 nucleotides long. RefSeq lists its product as uncharacterized. The transcript is spliced from 2 exons. The coding region runs from base 548 to 916 and encodes 122 amino acids. NCBI's taxonomy places the organism in Eukaryota, Metazoa, Mollusca, Bivalvia, Ostreida, Ostreidae. The record is from RefSeq and is a predicted model, not a curated record.